AUGGACCCUCGACCAUUUAUCAAUGCUUAUAGUGCGAAAACGCGCGUCGGAAAUUGGAAUGAAGAUCUUUUCAGAAUCGACGGAGAAAAUCAAGACUACGAGCGACUAAAAGCUGCAGGCCAACUUCGAAACCAAAUCGUCGAAAAGAUCAGGAGCAGAUUCUGUGCUCCUGUCAAAACUACAGGGCAUGGCGAUAAGCAAUUGCGCUUUGGGGACAUUGUUGAAAUCAAGAACGACGCAUUCGAGAGCACGGUUGCAGUUCACACUGAUAACGACAUAAGUUGGACAGUUUCUGCUUGCUCAAAAUCGGUACCGUCGAAAAGAACAUGUUACCGGGUGGUCCCAUGCGCUGAAUCAUCGGAAGAUUCUACCGGAAAAUCAGUAUUUUACGGGCAGCCUUUUUCUUUACAGAGCUGUGUGGAGCCGGGCUGGUUCCUAGCCUCGGACAGUAUCGAGAAAUUACAGUCACUGAGCAACAUCGCUUACGGAAGAAAUCGAGUUUUCCUGCUCAAGUCUCAGUCCAAGGCAACAAUGUGGAGCGUGACUGCUUGGGAUCCACGGACGCGGCCGGAGUUUGAGGACACGCCAGUUUUGCAGAACACCACCAGCGUCUUGGUCCACCACAGUACCGGCCAAGCGCUGUGCUGCGAGGACUCGUCCAAAGUCGGCUUCUUCGGACGUGAGAAGGAAGUCUGCUGCUCGACACGGCUCACUCCCUUCAGAUUCAACUCAGCUAGGGGUUGA
This is a messenger RNA of Oikopleura dioica, 744 nucleotides long. Lineage: Eukaryota; Metazoa; Chordata; Appendicularia; Copelata; Oikopleuridae. The record is from the annotation of a GenBank genome assembly.